AUGAUGAUGGACCUUUUUGAAACUAGCUCCUAUUUCUUCUACUUGGACGGAGAAAAUGGGGCUCUGCAGCAGCUGGAGAUGGCAGAGGGGUCCCCUCUGUACCCAGGCAGCGAUGGCACUUUGUCCCCCUGUCAGGACCAAAUGCCCCCAGAAGCUGGGAGUGACAGCAGUGGAGAGGAGCAUGUGCUGGCACCCCCGGGCCUACAACCCCCUCAUUGCCCCGGCCAGUGUUUGAUCUGGGCUUGUAAGACCUGCAAGAGGAAAUCGGCCCCCACCGACAGGAGGAAAGCAGCGACCCUGCGGGAGAGGAGGCGGCUGAAGAAGAUCAACGAAGCCUUCGAGGCUCUGAAAAGAAGGACUGUGGCAAACCCCAACCAGCGGCUGCCCAAGGUGGAGAUCCUGAGGAGUGCCAUCAGCUACAUAGAGAAGCUGCAGGAUCUCCUGCACAGGCUGGAUCAGCAGGAGAAAAUGCAGGAGAUUGGGGGAGACCCUUUUAGCUUCAGCCCCAAGCAGGGAAAUAUCCCAAGUUCAGAUUUCCUGAGCACCUGCAGCUCCGACUGGCAAAAUGUUUCUGAUCAUUCCAGAGUGCUAGCAAUCAACGCCAAAGAAGGAGCCUCCAUCGUUGAAUCUUCAGCCUCUAGCAGCCUUCGUUGUCUUUCUUCGAUAGUGGACAGUAUUUCUUCAGAGGAUCCCAAACUUCCCAGCGUGGAGGAAGUGGUAGAGAAGUAG
Molecule: messenger RNA, 729 nt
Organism: Emys orbicularis (European pond turtle)
Lineage: Eukaryota; Metazoa; Chordata; Testudines; Emydidae
Gene: MYF6
Product: myogenic factor 6
Exons: 3
Coding region: 1-729 (242 amino acids)
Biological process (GO): skeletal muscle cell differentiation; muscle organ development; positive regulation of skeletal muscle fiber development
Molecular function (GO): DNA-binding transcription factor activity, RNA polymerase II-specific; RNA polymerase II cis-regulatory region sequence-specific DNA binding; protein dimerization activity
Source: RefSeq, a predicted model, not a curated record